Lonchura striata (white-rumped munia) is the source of this 6255-nucleotide messenger RNA. It is a transcript of the gene PPM1E, whose product is annotated as protein phosphatase, Mg2+/Mn2+ dependent 1E. Gene Ontology annotation, cellular component: nucleus. Lineage: Eukaryota; Metazoa; Chordata; Aves; Passeriformes; Estrildidae. Gene Ontology annotation, biological process: protein dephosphorylation; negative regulation of protein kinase activity. Gene Ontology annotation, molecular function: cation binding; protein serine/threonine phosphatase activity. The record is from RefSeq and is a predicted model, not a curated record.
AGGCGGCGGCGGGCAGGGAGCUCUCUGCGGGCGCAGUGCUGAUCCGCCGGCGGGCGGCCGGGAAUGCGAAGCGAUGGCCGCGGGCGGCUCGGGCAGCGGUGGCGGCGGCAGCGCGGAGGAGAAGACCUACCGCCGCUUCCUCGAGCUGUUCCUGGGCGAGUUCCGCGGGCCCUUCGGGGCAGAGCCGGAGCCCGAGCCGGAGCCCGAGCCGGAGCCUCAGCCGGAGCCGGAGCCGGCGGCCCCCGCUCCUGCUGCCGAAGCUGCGGGCGACGCUGAGGAGGAGCCCGGGGCUGAGGGAGAAGCGGGAGCGGCCGCCGAGACGGAGGAGGGAGAAGGCGGCGAGGGCGAUGCCGGCGACCCUCAGCCGCCCGCCCCGCCGCCGCCGCCCCCGCCGCUGCCCUCGCUGCCCCGGCCGCUCUCGGAGUACAUCACGGAGGAGGAGGUGGAGGGCGAGUGCCUGGACCUCUGCCUGCAGCAGCUCUACAAGUAUAACUGCCCUUCAUUCCUGGCCUCUGCUUUGGCCAGAGCAACUUCAGAUGAAGUCCUGCAGAGCGACCUCUCGGCGCAUUUCCUGCCCAAGCACGUGGACAACGCCGACGGCAUCAUCCAGAUCGAGACAGUGAAGUUGGCCCGUUUAGUUUACAGCAAACUGCAUGAGAUCUGCAGCAACUGGGUGAAAGAUUUCCCCCUGCAGCCCAAGCCCCACCGCUACUACGAGACCUCCAUCCACGCCAUCAAGAACAUGCGCAGGAAGAUGGAGGACAAGCACGUCUGCAUCCCUGACUUCAACAUGCUCUUCAACCUCGAGGACCAAGAAGAACAAGCUUAUUUUGCAGUGUUUGAUGGUCAUGGAGGAGUGGAUGCUGCCAUCUAUGCCUCCAUCCACCUGCACGUGAACAUGGUCCACCAGGAGAUGUUCCAGCACGACCCAGCCGAGGCUCUGUGCCGAGCCUUCCGCGUCACCGACGAGCGCUUCGUGCAGAAGGCAGCCAGGGAGAGUCUGCGCUGUGGAACCACUGGGGUGGUGACUUUCAUCCGAGGGAAUAUGCUGCAUGUGGCUUGGCUGGGGGACUCCCAGGUCAUGCUUGUGAGGAGAGGCCAAGCUGUGGAACUGAUGAAACCCCACAAACCAGAUCGAGAGGAUGAGAAGAAGCGAAUCGAGGCCCUGGGCGGCUGCGUGGUCUGGUUUGGAGCCUGGAGAGUGAAUGGAAGCCUCUCUGUCUCCAGAGCUAUUGGGGAUGCUGAGCACAAGCCAUACAUCUGUGGGGACGCAGACUCUGCCUCCACGGUGCUGGAUGGCUCUGAAGACUACCUCAUUCUGGCCUGUGAUGGCUUCUACGACACAGUCAACCCCGAUGAGGCAGUCAAAGUGGUGGCUGACCAUCUGAAGGAGAAUAACGGCGACAGCAGCAUGGUAGCACAUAAAUUGGUGGCAUCCGCUCGGGAUGCCGGCUCCAGCGACAACAUCACCGUCAUUGUGGUGUUUCUCAGGGACAUGAACGCGGCGGUCGCGGUCAGCGAGGAGUCGGACUGGACAGAGAACUCUUUCCAAGGUGGGCAAGAAGACAACGGGGAAGACAAGGAGAACCAUGGAGACUGCAAACGGCCGUGGCCCCAGCACCAGUGCUCAGCACCUGCAGAUUUAGGCUAUGAAGGACGAGUGGACUCCUUCACCGACAGAACUAGCUUAAGCAUAGGGUCCAGCGUAAACCCCUUGGAUGAUCAAGGCUAUUUAGACCUGACAAAAACAGAAACUAGUACACCUCAGAGUGCCAAAUGUCUGCCACCAGUCCAAGUGUUUAGUCCUGGCAUACCAAAGAGUGCGGGUUCGAUCAGCAGCUCCCCGGUGAAGAGCGAGUCGCCGGAGCUCGGCGCGUCCUGGGGCUGCGAUCCCAGGGAGGACGCCCCUCUGAGCUCGGGUGCUGUGGGGCAGGGCAUCUACAGGGUCAGGGGUUUGUCCCCCGUCUUCUUCGGGCUGGAAGAUGAACUGUUCAAAUCCCUGGGAAAACGAGCUGCGUUCCCUCAUUUCCGGCUCUGCAGCGGGAAGAGGCGGCGAGGAGCCAGGCUCAAACCAAAGUUUCACGCGCCGCUCUGGGCUCAGGAGCCUUCCCAGGGAGAAGGAUGCGGCCUGCCCUUCCCUGCCCGGGGCCGCAGGAGCAGGAGGGCCUUGGCCCGACCCUCCCCGUGGGGGAGGCUGCCCAGCCACGGCUCUCACAGCGAGUGUUUGAUGCGAAGACAAAGUCAUUGUAUACCAGACCCACACCUUCAUCAAUGCUGUAAAAUGUAACCACCCCCUCGUGUUCCCCUGUCAGACUCCCAAAGUAGACAUUCCCAAAAUAAAACUGGCAUCAUCAGAAAGCGAAAAAAAAAAAAAAAAAAAGAGGUGGGCAUUUCCGAACUGUACUCCAGUCCCCUGCCAAGCUCAACCCCUGUGUAAAUAGAACUAGGAAUUAACCAAUGUAGUUGUUUGGAUCUCUAACAAAGUUUGGUGGUGGUGCCACCCCCAGCAAUGCCGCAGCCGCCCGACCACCCGCACACACGAGUGUCCAGCCACAUCCAGCAGGGAGAGCCCAGCAGCCGCUGCACGUGGACAGACAACGCCAGGGCACGGUCCUUAGACACGCAGAAGGUUGCACCUGCCUGAGAAAUGUCUGUGGAGCAAUACUCAAAGAACGAUCUGGGUUAGAACUGCCAAAUUUUUUUAGAGCGGGGGGAAGUUUCCAUAGAGUCGAGGUGUGGGGUUUUUUUUGGGUUUUUGUUUUUCUUUUCGUGUUCUGCUUUCUGUUUAUUCCAGGUGAGCGUUAAGAUGAAUUAGAAAAUUACAUCCACUUUUGCAGGUAGACGACUAAAAGCCAUACAGGGUUUACCAGGUACCUUAGGAAUGGACACACUAAGCUCCUGCUGCUCUGGUCUCAGACUCCCAUCGAGGUACAGACUCAUAAUUUACCUUUGUUUUUUUCCAUGUAAUAUAAAAUGCGGAGUAAGAAGAAAACUUUUUUUGCAGUUUUAAAAAAAAUUAUUUCCUGUGGCUGGAGGCGCAGUGUAGGGAAUUUCGUAUCUUUCUGGUGCUUUUAGUGGCAUUUUUCUCAUUUCUCAGUUUAGGAAAUUGUUCUCAAUGAGUUGAACAUGACUGUGCUUAAUGCUUUGAGCCAACCUCUUCCCACCUUAACUUCAUCUCAGGUCUUAAAAGAACCCAACCCGUGGAGGUGUCCAGUCCCACCCUCUGUCCCUGCGCCCGUCCCAGCGGAGGUCAGGAGCUGUUGGAUGAGCCGUGUGGUUCUGGUGAGGAUUCCCAGGUGGCAAAGGCAGCAUUUCACAGCCAGUGGCAGCAGGAGGGCUGCAGCAGCACUGCCACGGGGUGUGUUCAGGGCGUGCAGGGAUGGAUGCCGGAGCAAUGCGAAGGGGAUGGAAAUCCCGAGGACGCAGCAGAGCAGGGGCUGCGCUGGGGCUUCAGCGGAGGAACUCAGUGCCGGGCAGGGCUCUGCCCCGGCUCCCCCGCACCAGGAGGGACAGGGAGGAACUCAGCCGCCCUUCUUUGCAUCAGCAGCGGCCACCAGCCCCUCCCCGCUCCCGAGGUGAGGUCACACCCCUGGGCGAGCCGCUAAUUGGGAUGUAAAUAAGCGGCCGAUUCCCAUCAGCUCCACUAAGUCCAGAUCCCGUUCCUGCCCUUUGUUACAGCGAUGCAUUGGGAGGAGAACGAACAAAAUAAGUCUUCAUAGGCACUUAGUGAACAAUUGAUACAUUUUAGCAGUAACAAUAGCAGUAUUAGUGUUUAGCUAGAAUUUGCAAAGUAUUUUAAUAUUAAGUAGUCAAGAAAAUUAUUCAACAUGACAAGAUGGCGAGGCUUGAAUUCUGCCAAUUUCCGCUGCUUCUCUCUUUGAUGCACUAUUUUAAAAGCAAUCUGAUGAACAGCAAAAGGCUUUGUGAGCAACCAGGAGUUGGAGUGUGGCUUUAGAUUCCUUUGAUCUUUUUCAGACUUUGUUUUAAUCUUACGGGAUCAUUGGCUCUUAUCUGCCAUCUUAUUCUGCCUUAGCUGUUGUCAACGUUCUCUUUAGCUGCAGCUUCUGUUCCAAGUCAGAUUUACCGAGGAAAUUUGAGAAACCAUGAAAUGGUAAAAUAUGCAACUCUGGGGCAUCUCUGCGGUGCCUUUGUUUUAAAUUAUUCACAGUAAUAAUGACUCACUGAAAGUCCAUCUUUAGCUGACUGUCAUGUUCUGGAGAGAAAGGUGGUGUAAGUGCAAUUCUUGACGUGAGUAAAUUAGAAUGCAAACCCGUCACGGAUGAUAAAACUUCUUCCCAGUCUGCAGGAGCAGUUGAAGAGCACUGGACUGCAUGUGUGCUGUUUUGGGAAGGAUCUAGCUUUUUUAGGUGUGGAUUCAUAAGUGGUAAUUCUGCAACUCAUCCCAUUUAUCUUGCUAGGAGAAAAAAAAAAAAUCCACUAUCGUAGUUGCAGUGUGGUCAGGUAAAACCAUUGUAUAGAUAGAGCAAGUGUUCAUUUCUUCACUAACUGCAUAUUUAUAGAGUAGAUAGGAACCAUUUGUAAGGUAAGUCCUUUAAAGUUCUAUAAUAUUAAAAGUAGUGGUUAUUGGUCUGAUUAUGCUGCUCUUGAUUCUACACACUAGACAAAAAGCAGUGCUUGUGAAAUGCAGUGUUUUCUCUUAAUGCCACUGGUAUAGGAAGUAGUUCCUUCAGUUCAAACUCCUGUGCCCUUAUCUGCUGCUUGCUGACGUAAGCAAUAAUCCCUCUCUAACAGUAUCUAAGUGUUCUGUAUCUCGUACCUUGAUCGUCUAUCUGGUGACAGUGUAAAAUAUUAGGCUAAUAGAGAAGUAUCUCAUUGUAUUUAUUAACUGUUGAUACUGAGAUUUAGUCUGUGACCUGUGUUUUGUAUUUUUAUCGUGUAUCUUAGUGGUGGUGAAAGUUUGUACAACGAAUCUUUCCAAUAAAGAGCUGAAGUAUCCCUUUUCCGCGUUCACACAACCCCGCAUCCCUCUCGGUCGACGUGGUGACCGUGGUUGCAGAAGCAGGAGGCAGCAGUGACAAACAUGACUUCAGUUUUGUUCUCUUUCAGUCGUGGUGGUUUUGAGGAAGGGGCUCGGGGCUGCUUUGCCUGGAGCUGCUCCAAACUCGCUCUUCACUGUGAGCGCCGUGGCUGGGAGGGGCCGCGGUGCUUUUCCAAGCCUGAGGAAUGCAGAGAGCAGAACAGCACCAGGGCAGGGAGCUCUUCACCCAUUCCAUUUGCACUAGAGGUGGGUGGAAAUGCACGUGUGGAACUUUUCUUUACCCAGAAGUGCCAUCCAUUGUCCUUGCGAGUGAGAACCGUUCCGUAGCCGGGCUGUUGAGCGCGGCGGCGCUGGAGGACAAUGUCCAAGCAGACUUUACCUUACACCACGUUUCUGGUGGUGCAUCAUCCUAGAAACUCCGCCUGUUUUUGGAGCACUGUGUGUCGGUUGUCCCAUGGGCAGAUGAGGCACAUGGAGUUGUGUGCACAGACAUGGCUGCUGUAGUUCAGGUCCGCUCUCUCCUCACCAAAUCCUCCUGAUCCCAAGAUUCUGCGGGAAUAAAGCAAAAUGAGAAAGAUUGGUCUAAAUUAGGGGCUGUUUUAGCACAAUUUCUUCACUCGGCACUUAGUCACAUAAACAAAGCCAUCCAAGGGGAUACUGCAGCUUUGUUCAUGUCUGUAAUUUAGGGCAAUCUUUCUUUAAUUCACAUCCUCUUUGCAACAGGAACAAAACUUUCUACCCUCGUAUCAUGUGCAAUAAUAAGGAAGCAUUAACAGGACCCUGAUGUCCGUGCCCCUCUGCAGCCCUGGCAGCUCGGCCAGGGCACUUUAAAGCCCUUGCCCCAUUACAGACAAACAAGCCCCACCUGUCAGGGUCUCGUACAACCCUCGUCGUGUCCGGUUUUCCUCUCCUUCCCUCUGAAGACACCUCGGGACGAGAAUGGGGGAGGUGGCUGAGCUCACCCCGAGUGCUGCUGCUCGUGGCCAGCCAGGCACGGUCUCAGCUCCUGGGUGCUCCUGCUGACCUUUGUGUAGCACCUUGUUCAUGAAACAUGUUCUUUAUGAAGUGAAUAAAUUCAAGCUAAAUCAUGUACCAGUGUUGGGACUUCUCCAUUUGCAAUCUUGUUCUACAGUUCACCCGCGAGUUUAGUUCUAACCAUGUAUUAGUCAUCCAUAUUUUAUUUAUGAAAGCUGUUUAUACAGGAAAAACUGUUGAAGUUUUACCAAUAUCUUAAUAAAACAGUAAUUUAAACCACA